Thunnus maccoyii (southern bluefin tuna) is the source of this 1841-nucleotide messenger RNA. RefSeq names its product major histocompatibility complex class I-related gene protein-like. The record is from RefSeq and is a predicted model, not a curated record. Gene Ontology annotation, cellular component: external side of plasma membrane. Gene Ontology annotation, biological process: immune response. The transcript is spliced from 7 exons. Bases 82 to 1050 code for a protein of 322 amino acids. Lineage: Eukaryota; Metazoa; Chordata; Actinopteri; Scombriformes; Scombridae.
UUGUCCUACCCUCAGUUCAGCCUUGAGUCUCGUGAGGGAAUCACAGCUUGUUAGACUCUGGAUAAAGAAACUUAAUGUAGGAUGAAGAUCUUGGUUUUUCUCACCCUCCUUGUAGUAGGUCUACACAGCGCGGCGGCAGUGAUUCACUCUCUGAAGUAUUUCUACACUGGGUCCUCUCAAGUCCCAAACUUCCCAGAGUAUGUGUCUGUUGGGAUGGUUGAUGAAGCUCAGAUAAGUUACUGUGACAGCAACACCAAGAGAAAUGAACCCAAACAAGACUGGAUGAGCAGAGUCACAGCAGAUGAUCCACAGUACUGGGAGGAUAUAACUCAGAUCUGUGUGGGUAACCAGCCGAGCUUCAAAGCCAACAUUGAAACUGCAAAGCAGCGCUUCAACCAAACUGGAGGUGUCCACAUUUACCAGGUGAUGUACGGCUGUGAAUGGGACGAUGAGACUGGAGAGGUUAAUGGUUUCAUUCAGUUUGGUUAUGAUGGAGAAGACUUCAUAGUAUUGGACCUGAAGACAGAGACAUGGAUCGCUCCAAAACCACAAUCUGUCAUCACCAAACACAAGUGGGAUCAUAACAGAGCUCAGACAGUACAGUUCAAACAUUACCUCACCCAGGAGUGUCCUGACUGGAUAAAGAAGUACGUGAACUACGGGAAGAGCUCUCUGCUGAGAACAGAGCUUCCCUCAGUGUCUCUCCUCCAGAAGACUCCCUCCUCUCCAGUCAGCUGCCACGCUACAGGUUUCUACCCUCACAGAGCCGAUAUGUUCUGGAGGAAAGAUGGAGAGGAGCUUCAUGAGGACAUGGAACGUGGAGAGAUCCUCCCCAACCACGAUGGAUCCUUCCAGAUGAGUGCUGUCCUGGACCUUUCAUCAGUCACACCUGAAGACUGGAGGAAGUACGACUGUGUGUUUCAGCUCUCUGGUGUGAAGGACGACAUCAUCACCAAACUGGACAAAGCUGUGAUCAGAACUAAUGGAGGUUCUUCAGGCUCCCUGUGGGUGUUGUCAUUGGAGUUGUUGUCGUACUUGUGGCCGUGCUAGCCGCCAUCGUUGGAUACGUCCUCUGGAAAAAGAACAAUAAUGGGUUUAAACCUGCUAACAUUUCAGACACUUUUUCAUCAUCAUCAUCAUCAUCAUCAUCAUCAUCAUCAUCUGUCAAAGUUCCAGUUACUAACUGAUGACAGUGAGUACUUCAUUGUGUCAACUUAGCUCACUGAACUAAACACAUAUAAUACUACUAACAUUUUCCCAAACUGUUGUUUUUUUAAAGGUGAAAACACAAUUUAGACAUGAACUUGUGAUGAACCAGAUGUUUUAGAUUGAAGAAGUCAGUCUUAUAAAGCAUUUCUCAGUGUGAGAUCCAGUAUAACUACAGAAAAAUGUUGACAUGUUUUACAACAAAAGGCAAAAAUGAUUGAAUACUGAGAUUUAAGUACCUGAACCUGUUGUUUACUGUGUUUACCUGCAUUCCUGCUUCAUUCUUGUGCUUCGACUGCUGUUAAAAUGCAGGUUGCUUUUGGUUAAACGUGUGGCAGUCAGUCAUAGAUACCAUAUUGAUUAAAGCUGAAAAUGAUUUCAUAAUCUUGUGUUGUAAACUGUUUAUUUGAUUAGAAUAUUUUCUUUCAAAUAUAUAUCUCUUUAAUUUCUCUCAAAGCUUCUUUUAUGGCUCCUAUUUGUUAUUUUCUUUAGGAUCCAUUCUGUCAUUACAGUCUGUGUCUUUGAUGUGGUGAUUAUGGAGGACAUUGGUGUAACGAAGAGUGUAAUAUCUCAUUUUGACUACAACUUGUACAGAUUCGGGUUUUAUAAAUGAAUAAAGUGCUUCUGAAAACCCA